This is a messenger RNA of Trichosurus vulpecula (common brushtail), 1866 nucleotides long. RefSeq names its product solute carrier family 6 member 2 (gene SLC6A2). NCBI's taxonomy places the organism in Eukaryota, Metazoa, Chordata, Mammalia, Diprotodontia, Phalangeridae. The record is from RefSeq and is a predicted model, not a curated record. Gene Ontology annotation, molecular function: dopamine:sodium symporter activity; norepinephrine:sodium symporter activity; neurotransmitter:sodium symporter activity. Gene Ontology annotation, cellular component: presynaptic membrane; neuron projection; neuronal cell body membrane. Bases 1 to 1866 code for a protein of 621 amino acids. The transcript is spliced from 14 exons. Gene Ontology annotation, biological process: dopamine uptake involved in synaptic transmission; sodium ion transmembrane transport.
AUGCUCCCGGCCCGGAUGAAUCCACAGGUGCAGCCAGAGUGCAGUGGGGCUGGCCAAGGCCCGGGGCACCCGCCGCCACCUCUGCAACCCACUCGGAAAGCUGUGGAGCUGGUGCUGGUGAAGGAGCAGAACGGGGUUCAGUGCGUCCUUGCGCCCCGAGGCGGGGACUCGCAGCCCCGGGAGACCUGGGGCAAGAAGAUCGACUUCCUCCUAUCUGUGAUCGGUUUUGCGGUGGACCUGGCCAACGUUUGGCGUUUUCCCUAUCUCUGCUACAAGAAUGGUGGCGGGGCUUUCCUGAUCCCAUAUACCCUGUUUCUCAUCAUUGCUGGGAUGCCUUUGUUCUACAUGGAAUUGGCUUUGGGCCAGUACAACCGGGAAGGGGCUGCUACUGUGUGGAAAAUCUGCCCAUUUUUCAAAGGUGUCGGCUAUGCUGUGAUCCUCAUCGCGCUAUAUGUGGGCUUCUACUACAACGUCAUCAUUGCGUGGUCUCUCUACUACUUGUUCUCUUCAUUCACCCUUAAUCUCCCCUGGACCAACUGUGGCCACCCAUGGAACAGCCCAAACUGCACAGAUUCCAAGCUCCUCAAUGGGUCCAUGUUAGGCAAUGGAACCAAAUACUCCAAGUACAAGCAUACGCCAGCAGCUGAAUUCUAUGAGCGUGGUGUGCUCCACCUUCAUGAAAGUGAUGGAAUUCAUGAUAUUGGCAUGCCCCAAUGGCAACUCUCUCUGUGCCUAAUGGUGGUUGUCAUCAUCCUCUUUUUCAGCUUGUGGAAAGGAGUGAAGACAUCAGGAAAGGUUGUUUGGAUCACAGCCACUUUGCCCUACCUUGUACUCUUUGUGUUGCUGAUUCAUGGAAUCACCCUGCCAGGUGCCUACAAUGGAAUCACUGCCUAUCUGCACAUUGAUUUCCGAAGACUAAAGGAGGCCACGGUGUGGAUUGAUGCAGCCACUCAGAUAUUCUACUCAUUAGGAGCUGGAUUUGGUGUUUUAAUUGCAUUUGCCAGUUACAACAAGUUUGACAACAACUGUUACAGGGAUGCUCUGCUAACUAGCACUAUAAACUGUGUCACAAGUUUCAUCUCUGGAUUUGCCAUCUUCUCCAUAUUGGGCUACAUGGCUCAUGAACAUAAGGUCAAGAUUGAAGAUGUGGCAACAGAAGGUGCUGGCUUGGUUUUCAUCCUUUAUCCAGAAGCCAUCUCCACCUUGUCAGGAUCCACCUUCUGGGCCAUAGUGUUCUUCGUCAUGCUGUUGGCCCUGGGUAUUGAUAGCUCGAUGGGAGGCAUGGAGGCUGUCAUCACUGGCCUUGCAGAUGACUUCCAGAUCCUGAAGCGGCACAGGAAACUUUUCACAUUUGCUGUCACCUUUGGCACUUUCCUGCUGGCUCUGUUUUGUAUUACAAAGGGUGGAAUAUAUGUGUUGACAUUGUUGGAUACAUUUGCUGCAGGGACCUCCAUCUUAUUUGCUGUUUUAAUGGAAGCCAUUGGUGUUUCAUGGUUCUAUGGUGUGGACAGAUUCAGCAAUGAUAUUCAGCAGAUGAUGGGGUUCAAACCAGGGCUCUACUGGAGGCUCUGCUGGAAAUUUGUGAGCCCAGCCUUCCUGUUGUUUGUGGUGAUUGUCAGCAUCAUAAACUUCAAGCCCCUCAACUAUGAUGACUAUGUCUUCCCUUUGUGGGCCAACUGUGUGGGCUGGGGCAUUGCCCUCUCCUCCAUGGUACUAGUACCUGUCUACAUUAUCUACAAAUUCCUGAGCUUGAAGGGCUCCCUAAGAGAGAGACUGGCUUACUGCAUAACUCCAGAAAACGAGCACCACCUUGUGGCACAAAGGAACGUCAGGCAGUUCAAGCUCCAGCACUGGCUAGCGAUCUGA